GAAUUAAAGCUUACACUUUAAUAUAUAAAACUACAUUAAGUUGUAAACACUUGUAACAAUUUUUAUCAUAUAAGUUUUAUGUUAAAAAAAUAAUUAUUUUAUUUUCACAAACUUGGCCAAAUUCUAAACCAUUUGAAGUCUUAAACAUCAACUUGAAAGCUAGCUAAGUCUAAAGAUCAACUCAGACUCGGUCCAAACUCAUUAUAAUUUGAAGUCGAUAAAAUUCAACAGGCGACGAAAUUGAAGGCUGCUCAGAGGUCACUGUAUGCUUCUAGAUCCGUACAUGCGCGUGAGACCAUACCCAUGAACAGAGCCUUCAUCUCCUCCUACCUAACCCCCCGCACCAUCUCUUUCCUCUGAUCAGUUAAUGCCCUGCGCAUGUGAAUUUUUAAUUUACCUUUCAACCAUGGGUGCCCUGUUCCAUAAUCCCAUCCUCGAAGUUUCUUCGUCAGCGCAACCUUGCUUCUUCCCCUUUCAUUUUCUCCUUCUCCAAUCUUCCCCGUUACGACAUUUUAAAUUAUUAAAAAUUCACCUUGUUCACACCUCAGUGUUCAAACCCAAGAAGCAACAAGUGUACAACUUCUUCAUUCUUUGCAAUUUUAAUAAAGAAAUCUAAUCAAAUCAAUUCAAUACAGCAAACAACUUGUGAUCACGCCCACGCAAUCCCACAGGACCCACUUGUUCUGUUUUUUGGUAUCAUUGAUUUCGUGAUCUUGUAAUAAUUAAAUCAACGGAUCCCCUGAAGGCUGAAACCAUAAUUGUCUUGCCUAAUCAGUCGACCAGUACCGGAAUUUGGGUCUGAGGAGAAAUUUUCAUGGAGUUCUUCAGUAAAUCCAGGGCCGUCAAGCUUAGAGGCCACCUCGACAAGUACUUGGUAGCCGACGACGACCAGGAGACGGUGCGGCAGAGCCGGAAGGGGUCGUCGCGCCGAGCAAUUUGGGUGGUGGAGUUCGUCGAGGGCCGCAGCGGCCUCAUCCGCCUGAAGAGCUGCCACGGCCGGUGCCUCACCGCCUCCGAGACGCCGUUUCUCCUGGGCAUGACCGGGAAGAGGGUGACCCAGAGCGCGCCGGAGACGAAGUGGGACGCUCGCGUGGAGUGGGAGCCGGUGGGGGACGCGUUUCAGGUGAGGCUGAAGACGGUGUUCGGGGGGAAGUACCUGCGGGCCAACGGCGGAGCGCCGCCGUGGAGGAACUCGGUCACGCACGACAGCCCGCACAGCUCCGCCACCAAGAACUGGGUUUUGUGGGACGUCGAGGCCGUCGAUGCGCCGGAGAACGAGGCGUUCGCGGAUUAUAUGUCGUCGGCUUCGAGCCUCUCGUCGGUGUCGGAUGAUGUGUUAGAUUUUGGAACUCCGUCGCCGAUGUCAACCAUCUCGACGAAGUAUCAACAGGGAUUGCGUCUGAAGUUGCAGAGCGGCAUGGACCUGUUCCGGAACGCCAAGGCCGUGCGCUUCCGUAGCCACCACGACAAGUACCUCACCGCCGAGGAAGAUGAGGAAUCGGUGACCCAAAACCGCAACGGCUCAUCCAAGGCCGCCCGUUGGACGGUGGAGUUCGUCCCCGGCGCCGGCUCCUUCCUCCGCUUCAAGAGCUGCUACGGCAAGUACCUCACCGCCUCCAACAGUCCCUUCCUCCUCGGCAUGACCGGCUGCAAGGCGCUCCAGACCCUCCCCCGCCGCCUCGAUUCCUCCGUCGAGUGGGAACCCAUAAGGGAAGGCGCUCUCGUCAAGCUCAAGACCCGCUACGGCAACUUCCUCCGUGCAAACGGCGGCCUCCCCCCGUGGCGCAACUCCAUCACUCACGACAUCCCCCACCGAACCGCCACCCAGGAAUGGAUCUUGUGGGCCGUCGACAUCGUUGACAUUCAGGUUCAGUCUUCCGAGCACAACUCGCCGGCUGCGAACCCCGUUUCUCGGAACGAUUCUCUCUCUUCCGACCUGAGCUCGCCGUCGGUGAAAUCUGCAACUCUUUCCCGACAAGAGUCUACUGAUUCGGGUUCACCGCCGAGGACAGAGGGUCGGAUCAUCUACUACGGUGUCGCUGAUGACCAUGGUGUUGUGGACGAGGAAGCCGUGGAGGGAUUUUCUUUGAACUUCAAGGGGAAUGAAGUUGAUGAGUUGACUCGUAGAUUGGAGGAAGAGACAGGGCUUGAGGGUAUUAUUGUGUGUUCUCGCAGUCCAUUGAAUGGAAAGCUUUACCCACUUCGCCUGCAGCUUCCUCCCAACAACACUACUAUGCACGUUGUUGUAGUUCAGUCUUCCUCAAAAGUGGCAAGAGACUUUGCAAAAGCAGGGGUUCCCCUAUAAAGAGUUGAGAUCUCAGCCUCAUCUGCGAUACAAUUGCACGGCUAUAAAAUACUUCUGUACAUUCUGCUUCAUGCAUGUUAAUACAGUAGCUGAAGACAUUAGGAAUCAAGUAUUGUGAAUCGCUCCUCUUGCUCAUGGAUCAUUUGGCAGAACUCUGCAGAUUCUACUGGACAGAAGUUGGAAACUAGCAAGGAAGUGUGAUCUGCAGCAGAACACAGCUGCCUCAUCUAUGGUUACUCUACAUGCUGCUGAUUAUAAAGUACUGUCUAUUUGUGGCCUUCUGCCAAUGGUUCUGAAGCACAAUUUUCUGCACUCAUUUUUUGGUUACAUUUGGAAUAGUUUGAUUGCUUGGUACGUUUGCAACUCCUAGUCCUUUUAAAGGGAUUGCUCUACUGUUUGUGUAAAAUACUUACUGAGUUUUUUGAAAUGGAAAGAUUGUGUUUUGAUGGC
Malania oleifera is the source of this 2755-nucleotide messenger RNA. RefSeq lists its product as uncharacterized. Bases 815 to 2305 code for a protein of 496 amino acids. The transcript is spliced from 4 exons. The record is from RefSeq and is a predicted model, not a curated record. Lineage: Eukaryota; Viridiplantae; Streptophyta; Magnoliopsida; Santalales; Ximeniaceae.